Venturia canescens is the source of this 3436-nucleotide messenger RNA. RefSeq names its product vasorin. Gene Ontology annotation, molecular function: protein binding. NCBI's taxonomy places the organism in Eukaryota, Metazoa, Arthropoda, Insecta, Hymenoptera, Ichneumonidae. The coding region runs from base 873 to 2129 and encodes 418 amino acids. Gene Ontology annotation, cellular component: membrane. The transcript has 4 exons. The record is from RefSeq and is a predicted model, not a curated record.
CCGCUGUGUUCUUCGGACCGCAGCACGGCGACGGAGCGACGUUCGGUUUUUUAUCCGCGCCAUACACGCGCAUUGUGUUUCACACAAGCAUCCGAAUGCUUGCGCGUGCUUUUUCUUUCCUUUUUUUUUUUUUUUUUUUUUUUCGUAGCUACUACUUCGCUAGUCUCGAGACACGUACCUGUUGCUAGUAAUCGCGUUGGAGUUUAUCCUCGAGCAGAAAAGAUCGUUCGUGUUAAAAGAGUUGUGGUCUGAAAAAUCGUGCUCGAAAGAAAUCUCAACGACGAGAGAAGAAAAAUUGGUCCUUUAGAAUCAUCACACGGAUUCUCGGCAGUGAAUAACCUCCGAAAAUAUUCGCGUAGCGUGUUUUUUUUGGAUCUCUAAACAACACACCGUUAGCGACAGGACACUCGGUAGCUAUUUCAGUGAAAUCGUCGAUCUUCCACGUAGAAUUUAGUUAAUAAUAUUCAUAACACGUCCUUAACGCUGGACGCGUCCGGGGAUAUCGUACCCGAAAUUGCGCAAUGUCGAGUUCCCGUGUCCCUCCAUUCCUUUUCUUCCUCACUCACACCACCUAAAUUUACUAUAAAAACCUUUCCUCUUCUUCUUCAUUUUGUUUGUUCUUCGUGCCGCCAAUUUCCAAGCUAUUCUUGACGACAAACCAGCGAAUCUGUGUUGUGUGUGUACGCGUGUGCGGAAUAAAGAAGCGUUAUAUACCGACAGUAUUCGAGACGACAGAUGACCGAGGAAUAAAAAUUCUUCGCUCGUGACACGAGCCAUGUAGAGUGUGCGCUGCUGACGAAUCCGUCCAUUAUUAUUUCAUUCAUCGCUCGUUUUUUUCGUCGUUCCUCCACGCUGCCGCAUCAUUUUUCAACAUGCUGAAAAUGUGGUCUCCGAAAUUCGGUCGAGGCACCGUCUCGUGGCUGCUGGUUUGCGCUCUCGUGGCCAAUAUCCGAUGCUACAACGAGGAAUCAAGCUGCGCUGACAACAACUGGCACACUCUCGAAACUCCUGAAUCUGCGAGAGCGAACUGUGGAGCGGCUUUCCAGAACCGGUGCGAGUGUCGCAUGGCUUGCUACGACGGACGUCAUCAGUUCGUCGUCAAGUGCAUCGAUUCCAAAUUCACGGAUACCAAACCCCUCGAGAACCUUCCCAAUGCCACCGAGGUUCUCAUAUUCACCGGUAAUUAUAUCGAGAAACUGCCCUGGAACGUUUUUGGGACUCGGGACAUUCCCGGGCUCCGGGUCAUCGACAUGUCGAGCAACAAAAUCCGUGAAAUACACGGGAAAAGCUACCACCACGUGCAAAAUGUCGAACGCCUCAUUCUCGACUUCAACGAACUCUCACUGGACUCGGAAAUCGAUCAUCCACGAGUCUUCUCCAAUUUCGCCUCCCUCCUCGAGCUCCACUUGACUGACGCCUUUGAAGAUGCACCGAAAAACGGCUCUUCCUGGACCACCAGACCCACCGACCUCGCCACAUUCCUUCAUGAUAUCUUCGUCAACAGCAAUUUGACGCAGCUGAUUAAGUUGCAUUUGGAGCAGAACGAGAUAUCGGAAUUUCGUGAUCCGAACGUAUUCUGCGACCUGCCAAAUCUGCGGGAUCUUCACCUCGGGGACAACGCUCUAACGGCACUGCAUUUCAACCUCUCGUGCCUUCACAAUCUGCGAUUUCUCGAUUUGCAAAGGAAUCAUUUUACUCGAGUGUUGGAUCGUGAUUUGAGAACGUUGGAUACAUUUGCUAAGCAUAAUCAGUCGGUCACGAUCGAUUUAACGAGCAACCCGUUCGAAUGUUCGUGCAAAUUGAAUCCUUUCAUCAAAUGGAUGAGGAAGACGAAAAUAUCGGUGAGGAACGAGAAUGUUCUGAAGUGCACGGAGCACGGACAGAAAACACUGCGGCCCUUCCAGGAGACGAAGAACUGCCCAUCGAAGCUCGCUGCCUCGAACAGCCUGCGAGGAAGCGCAGCUGCAAUAACGGUACUUUCACUCCUCCUCGUGGCUCUCAUCUGCGCAUUAAUCUACGUGCAGCGUGAAGAGCUUAAGAAAAAAUUGGGACCGGUAAUAGAAUCGGUUAAUCGACGAGUGAGGUACACCUCCAUCGCAACUGGCGAGGCGAGAGAGAAUGAAGUGUAAAAACAAGCUUUAUUACGCUUUCCACGCAUUAACCUUGAUCCUGCAAUAAUUACGUAAAGCACUUCCCGAUUUAUUGAGUAGGAAAGAGCGACGGCUCGUUCGCUCAAAUGUUACGAGCCAAUAUUUUUGCGUUACAGCAAUUUCUUAAUCAAAUUUCAGGCAUCAAAAGUUUGGCUCAACAUUGGCAAAGUGCUGAAUCGCGUUACGAUUGAAAUCAUAGAAAUUGAGGAAAUGGAAUGAUCUUCUUUACACAAGAAUCAAUUACUGUUGAAAAUUUUCGAAAAUUUUAUUUAAAGUAUUUAACCAGAAGAUAAAAUGUCACAUCAGUUAUUUAUUACGACACACUUGUACACUGACCAGUGAGUGUUUCUGUCCAAGUGUCAAUUUUCAUUAUUACGUCGAUUAUUCGAUAUUCUUAGAUUGCUUUUGCCGUAUAAAUGAUCCAAGAGUUGAACCGAUCUUACAUAUUUGAAGUUUUAUACAAAAUAUACUGGUAACAAAUCGUUUUACCAUUACAUCGGUUUCGUUAUUGGAGAGUGAUUUUAUAAUUUACUAGUGAAAAGGUCAGAUAGAGACGAGUAAAUGAUUUUAUAAUUGAAAUUCCCAUAAAUAGAUAAAAAUUUGAUUUAAAUGGAAAAAUCUAAUAUAUACACUGCCCGUUGUGUAUGGAUCUGCGACUGUUUGCGUGUGCACGUGUGAUCUGCGAUUGUUUGUAUGAAUGCGGACACGAAGUUGAUGGAAAAACAUUGAAACUGCUAGGAAAAGUGAUUGUUUUUUUUUUAUAUAAUAGGGAAAUAAUUUACGUGCAAAUGUUUUAUUCUAGACUGCGUUUAAAUAAAAACAAUAAGUGUCAUCGACCAUUCGUUGAUUUCGUACACAGUACAGUAACAACGAUCAUAAUUAUUCUAUACUUGGAAAAGAUGCUUUUAUUUUAACAUGUGAUCAAAUCGAUUAUAUUUAUUUAUUAAGAAACGUCAAAUAGUUUGAAGUUUCAUGUAACGUAGGCUUAGCAAUGAACAUUCAUUGCGACUGUUGCGAUUCGGGCUGAACGAAAGUUGAGGGAUUUAGAGAAAAAAAUAGUAUUCGCUGCAACGGUGAAUCAUUUUUUCUCAACACCUCUUAUCUGUAAAUAUAGCUAUCGUGCUGUUGAUUUCGUUCAGACGAGAUUAGAUACCUAGACAGUAACGACGAGGGCUUUAUCGUUUUUAACGUUCAUCGCCAGUUGUCCGGCCAUUGUUCGAUGCUGCAUUGUCUUUUCUUAAGUUUCGAAUAAAAAAAGAAAGAAAGAAACAUUCGAAUAAAAAUAA